GGAGCCCGUGACGUCAGCCGGGAUCCUCUUCCGGUUCUGGUGGAGUGAGGCGGGCGUCCUUGGGCCGCUGGGGAGCGUCGACAUGCUGCGGAACGUGCUGGCCCUUCGCCAGCUGAGCCAGAGGACCAUAAGCACCGCCUCCCGCAGACAGUUUGAAAACAAGGUUCGAGAGAAGCAAAAACUAUUCCAGGAGGACAACGGGAUUCCCGUGCACCUCAAAGGCGGAGUGGCUGACGCCUUGCUAUACCGAGCCACAAUGGUCCUUACUGUUGGGGGAACAAUUUAUGCUCUCUAUCUGCUGGGGGUAGCUUCCAUGCCCAAGAAACAGAGUUGAGAGACGUUUACCUCCCGGGAGCCCCGUCCCACGCACCUGUCCAGGGAUCAGUCGUCUGGGAUAAUGAGCCGAAUUCACGUUCGGGAUCAAUAUUUAUUCAUCUGUACCAGCCGAAAAUGAAAUAAAGCGGGUUUUACCUUG
Tachyglossus aculeatus (Australian echidna) is the source of this 475-nucleotide messenger RNA. RefSeq names its product cytochrome c oxidase subunit 7A2, mitochondrial. The transcript is spliced from 4 exons. Bases 83 to 334 code for a protein of 83 amino acids. Gene Ontology annotation, biological process: regulation of oxidative phosphorylation; mitochondrial respirasome assembly; mitochondrial electron transport, cytochrome c to oxygen. Lineage: Eukaryota; Metazoa; Chordata; Mammalia; Monotremata; Tachyglossidae. The record is from RefSeq and is a predicted model, not a curated record.